UUCCUGUUGCCAGGAUACGAUGCGCAUGCGUACCCAAGCCUCCCGUACAUCUUCUUGCGCUUCCUCGUCGUCCAUUGGUUGUUUUGUUUCCUCCAAUCGCCUUCGCCCUAGAGAAUCUGCCGGGAGUGAGAUGGCUGGACAUGUAUCGUUCAAUAGUGGCACGGCAUCUGGAUACUCUUCUCACCUAGCCGGAAGUGACCGUGAUAGUCAUGAUGCGACCAGCCUGUUGCUCACUGACCCGCAUUCCAUGCGUUCCAGCUUGGGUCCAUUCGCCACCGUCGGUGAGAGCUCCGUGCAGACGGUAACAAUCCCACCGGGUCGAACAAGCCUACAGGAUGUCGGCAGUGCAGCUGCAGCGGCUGGUGAUCAAGCCACGGCCAGUGCAGCUCAGGUUUCUUCAUCUGUAACACCAUUGACACAAUGCCAAGAAGACUUGCAAGCUUUUUGGCCAAAGGUUAAUGAAAAGAUGAAGCACCUUACUCAAAGCGACUUCAAAGUUAUGGAGCUACCGUUGGCUCGAAUCAAAAAGAUCAUGAAGCAAGACGACGAUGUGAAGAAUCAGAUGAUCAGUGCUGAGGUUCCCAUGUUGUUUUCCAAGGCCGCUGAGAUAUUCAUCAGUGAGUUGACUUUGCGAUCAUGGAUACAUACAGAAGAAAACAAGCGUCGUACUCUCCAGCGCAAUGACAUAGCUUUAGCUGUGGGGCGGUAUGAUCAGUUUGAUUUCCUCAUCGAUAUUGUACCCAGAGAAGACUGGCGAGCAGGAAGACCGAGACAGGAUCAAUCUGCAGAAGGUGCGUUUGCAUGCUAUCUGCAGACACUUCAAGCGUUACAGCAGCAGUACAAUCCUCAUGGCCAGGCAGGUGCAGGCUCGGAUGCUGCCCAACUAGAUCCAGCUGCCAUAUCACAGCUGCUUCAGAGCCUGCAGACACUGAGCUCCAUCACAGCCAUGACACAGCAGCAAAAUCUGCACCAGCGUCAGCAGCAGCAGCAGCUCGCCACACAGCAUCAACAGCAGCAACAGCAUGCACAAUCUCUGCAGGAUGAAGACCAGGAGGUUGCCCAGUCUUUUCAGGAAGGUGUUGCAUCGGCUUCUCAUCCUUCAGUGCCCCUUUCCUCAGAACAGGAGUUCUAUUCUUCAUCUGCAGCGAAACCGCCCACGCCAAUCUUGGAUGUGGUCGGUGAUGAUGAUUCACCAGACCGUACUACAACUGCUCCGCAGUCCGCUGGUGCUCACUUUGUCCACCAAAUCACGUCUUCUGCAACUCGCUCAGCGACUGCAGCCAAUGCCGAUACAGCUGACUUUGGGAUGUUCUCUAGUUUAUCCUAUAGUCCGUUCAAGAAAACAUGACGUGUUGUGUCGCUGCUGCAAACACACGUGUGCACCACAAUGCUCAUUGUUGACUAGGGCUGUGUGAUCCUGGUUCCGGCUGUAUGUAUCUAUGAUAAAACAGUAGCAUGACGUAUUGGUUGGCAUGGCUGGCAUAUGGCAUAGAUCUGCAUGACACCUUCACAACUUCACAACUUCAUUCGCUGUGAGUGCAUGUUGAAUCCUUCUCAUCCAUGUACAGAAGCUCCGUAAAUUAUUCCCACAAGUAAUCCGAUAUAGAGACUCUCAUCAAACUUAGUAGGCCAAGCCUUUUCUCUUCAGGUGUUUUAUGGCAUGUUUUAACCCACGUGUAAGAGCAAGUAUGUUCUACCUUUCAAAGUACCUAUCUUGUCAACCUCCAUGUUUAGUUUAUCAAUUAUGUCGAUUAUUGAUCCUUGUUUAGUACAUGUGCAUUAUUCGAUGGUAUUUACGGAUUAUCUGCAAUGCUCUUUCAAAGUGUAUAUUCUAGCGCUUUAAUACCAGGAAGUAGGUUUUCAUCACGUUGUAUUUUAGUUAUUGUUUCUUUGUUGUCCAGUCAGCCCGGAUUUUUAUGCCAGACAUCCUUUCCAUCCAUCUUUUUAGCACUUCA
Molecule: messenger RNA, 1955 nt
Organism: Sycon ciliatum
Lineage: Eukaryota; Metazoa; Porifera; Calcarea; Leucosolenida; Sycettidae
Product: nuclear transcription factor Y subunit gamma-like
Exons: 11
Coding region: 20-1348 (442 amino acids)
Biological process (GO): regulation of transcription by RNA polymerase II
Cellular component (GO): CCAAT-binding factor complex; nucleus
Molecular function (GO): protein heterodimerization activity; RNA polymerase II cis-regulatory region sequence-specific DNA binding; DNA-binding transcription activator activity, RNA polymerase II-specific
Source: RefSeq, a predicted model, not a curated record